AUGAGCCAGCCAGAGAGCGACAACUGCUCGUUCUCUUCCGUGGAUAAGCUGACCAGUACCUUGCAGCUGGCAGUCCACAUCCCCACCUUCCUCCUUGGCCUGGCCCUCAACCUACUGGCCAUCCGAGGCUUCAGUGCCUUCCUGAAGAGGAGGCAGCUGGAGUACAUCGCCACUUCUAUCUACAUGAUCAACUUGGCUGUCUUCGACUUACUGCUGGUGCUCUCCCUCCCAUUCAAGAUGGCCCUGCAACAAGUGGAGAACCCCUUGCCGGCAUUCUGCACUCUGGGGGAGUGCCUCUACUUCAUCAGCAUGUAUGGGAGUGUCUUUACCAUCUGCUUCAUCAGCCUGGACAGGUUCCUGGCCAUCCAGUACCCGAUCCUGGCCAACCACCUCCGGUCGCCCAGGAAGACCUUUGGGAUCUGCUGUAUCAUCUGGAUGCUGGUAUGGAUUGGAAGCAUCCCCAUCUACACUUUCCACAGGGAAGUGAAGAGAUACAAGUGCUUCCACAACAUGUCUGACGGCACCUGGAGUGCCAGGGUCUUCUUCCCCCUGGAGAUCUUUGGCUUCCUCCUUCCCAUGGCCAUCAUGGGCUUCUGUUCCUACAGGAGUAUUCACAUCCUGCUGCGCCGUCCAGACAACACUAAGGACUGGGUCCAAAAGAGAGCCUGCAUCUGGACCAUUGCUACCAAUCUUGUCGUCUUUGUGGUCUCCUUUCUCCCAGUGCACCUGGGCUUCUUCCUGCAGUAUCUGGUGAGGAACCGCUUUAUCUUGGAUUGCAGAAUGAUGCAGGGCAUCAGCUUGUUUGUGCAGUUGUCUAUGUAUUUCUCCAACAUCAACUGCUGCCUUGAUGUUUUCUGUUACUACUUUGUCAUCAAAGAAUUUCGUAUGAGCAUCAGAGCCCACCGGCCCUCCACAGUCCAGCUGGUCAACCAGGAUACCAUGGUCUCCAGGGGUUAA
Molecule: messenger RNA, 957 nt
Organism: Mus pahari (shrew mouse)
Lineage: Eukaryota; Metazoa; Chordata; Mammalia; Rodentia; Muridae
Gene: Gpr55
Product: G protein-coupled receptor 55
Exons: 1
Coding region: 1-957 (318 amino acids)
Biological process (GO): phospholipase C-activating G protein-coupled receptor signaling pathway; positive regulation of Rho protein signal transduction
Cellular component (GO): membrane
Molecular function (GO): G protein-coupled receptor activity
Source: RefSeq, a predicted model, not a curated record